CACUUUCCUUGUCCUUGUUCAAAAAAAUUCCGCCACAUAAAGCCUCUACAACUACCCACCACAAAGAACUCCAAAUUACAUAAAGGUCCCUGGAGUUCAUCAAAUUUACGCACUUUACCACUCCCCUGCGGCUCCUUCAAGUAGGUGCCGCCAGUUUUUUUUACCUAGUGUUUUAAACUGUUUUUUUCCCUAUUUUCCGGUGACCGGAAAAUGUUGGAAGUAGUGCCUCUUCACGGCGGCGAUCACGGCGCCGGCGCCGGCGCCGAAGAGGAGCUUUUAUUGCUGGAGACAAACAAUGCCGACCGGUCAUGGAGAUUAAACUUCGACGAGUUGCGGUUAUCGUCUGAAUCCAAAGAGAAGCCUCCACGUGGCCUCCAUGAUUGCCUUGGAGUUUUAAGUCAAGAAGACAACAUUGCUGAGUACUACCAGCAACAGGUAGAAAUGCUCGAGGGCUUCAAUGAAAUGGACGCCUUGACCGAUCGUGGUUUUGUACCUGGGAUGUCAAAGGAAGAGAGGGAGAAAACGGCUAAAAAUGAAACAUUUGCCAUUAGGAUAUCAAAUGUUGCAAACAUGGUUCUCUUUGCCGCUAAAGUAUAUGCAUCGGUCAAGAGUGGUUCAUUGGCCAUCAUAGCAUCCACAUUGGAUUCGCUGCUUGAUCUUCUCUCUGGUUUCAUAUUAUGGUUUACAGCUUUCUCCAUGCAGACACCUAACCCAUAUCAAUAUCCAAUUGGAAAGAAACGUAUGCAGCCGUUGGGAAUCCUUGUUUUUGCUUCUGUCAUGGCGACUUUGGGACUACAGAUAAUUCUGGAGUCUAUGCGUACACUAAUAUCUGAUGAGUCUGAUUUCAACCUCACCAAGGAGCAGGAGAGAUGGGUUGUUGGGAUUAUGGUCUUUGUGACUUUGGUGAAACUAGUUUUAAUGUUGUAUUGCCGGUCUUUUACCAAUGAGAUUGUGAAAGCAUAUGCCCAGGAUCAUUUCUUUGAUGUUAUCACAAACAUCAUUGGUCUCAUUGCAGCAUUGCUUGCUAACUACAUUACCGACUGGAUAGAUCCCGUUGGAGCUAUGAUUCUUGCAUUGUAUACCAUUCGAACUUGGUCAAUGACUGUACUGGAGAAUGUGAACUCUCUAGUUGGCAAGUCAGCUGCACCAGAAUAUCUGCAAAAGCUGACUUACCUCUGCUGGAACCAUCACAAGGCCAUAAGGCAUAUAGAUACUGUGAGGGCUUAUACAUUUGGUUCUCACUACUUUGUUGAAGUUGAUAUCGUCCUGCCUGCGGACAUGCCCUUGCAAGAGGCACAUGAUAUUGGCGAGUCAUUGCAGGAGAAGCUUGAACUAUUGCCUGAGAUUGAGCGGGCCUUCGUUCAUCUUGACUAUGAAUACAGCCACAAACCUGAACAUGCACAGGCAUACCAAUAGGCAAAAGGAUAUUGUAACAUCUUCUCUAACCACUGUACCUAAUACCUCUGCAUAAAUGAACUCUGAUAUGCUGUUCGAGAUCGGCUGAUCUGGUGAUUGCUCUUUAAAAGAAAAUCUGGAAAAGAAAAGGCUGCUAUGAUCUGGAUGUUUCCUAGAACAAGUAAUAUGAAUUAUUACUUUGUUAAUUUACCUUGCCUAUUCAUAUAUAUAACAUGAUUUCUCAGUUUGCUUGCUCCUGGUAUAUUGCAACUUAUAUUAGAGAAAUUUGGGUUUC
Messenger RNA from Nicotiana attenuata, 1690 nucleotides. RefSeq names its product metal tolerance protein 11. The record is from RefSeq and is a predicted model, not a curated record. Gene Ontology annotation, molecular function: manganese:proton antiporter activity. Gene Ontology annotation, biological process: monoatomic cation transport; transmembrane transport. The coding region runs from base 211 to 1416 and encodes 401 amino acids. NCBI's taxonomy places the organism in Eukaryota, Viridiplantae, Streptophyta, Magnoliopsida, Solanales, Solanaceae. The transcript has 6 exons. Gene Ontology annotation, cellular component: membrane.